Molecule: messenger RNA, 1175 nt
Organism: Archocentrus centrarchus (flier cichlid)
Lineage: Eukaryota; Metazoa; Chordata; Actinopteri; Cichliformes; Cichlidae
Gene: psmb1
Product: proteasome 20S subunit beta 1
Exons: 6
Coding region: 94-807 (237 amino acids)
Cellular component (GO): proteasome core complex; cytoplasm; nucleus
Source: RefSeq, a predicted model, not a curated record
GUGACGGUAGUAAAAGAAGAGGCUGCCAUAUUGCAGUGAUACAGCGAGUUUACCUGAGAGAAGCUUCAUCACAGUCGGCUUUUUCCUUCAAACAUGCUCUCUGCUCAGCAUUUCGGAGAUCCUGGGAAGAUGAAAGAUUAUCACUAUACCGGCCCAGUAGAGCACAAGUUCUCACCGUACGCCUACAAUGGAGGAACUGUACUGGCUGUGGCCGGAGACGAUUUUGCCAUCGUAGCCUCAGACACCAGACUGAGUGAAGGCUACUCAAUCCACAGCCGGGACUCCCCAAAAUGCUACAAGCUGACAGACACAACUGUCCUUGGGUGCAGCGGUUUCCAUGGCGACUGCCUGACUCUGACAAAAAUCAUUGAAGCCAGACUAAAGAUGUACAAACACUCGAACAACAAGACAAUGACCAGCGGAGCCAUUGCCGCCAUGUUGUCCACCAUCCUGUACAGCAGGAGGUUCUUUCCUUACUAUGUCUACAACAUCAUUGGAGGACUGGAUGAAGAGGGUAAGGGAGCGGUGUACAGCUUUGACCCAGUGGGUUCCUACCAGAGAGACACCUACAAGGCCGGAGGAUCAGCCAGUGCCAUGUUACAGCCACUACUAGAUAAUCAGAUUGGUUUCAAGAACAUGGAGGGUGUCGAGCACGUUCCUUUGACUAAGGAUAAGGCAAUUCAACUGGUCAAAGACGUCUUCAUCUCAGCUGCAGAGAGAGACGUCUACACCGGAGAUGCCCUUCGGGUCUGUGUCAUCACUAAGGAGGGCAUUAAUGAGCAGACUAUACCUCUGAGGAAGGACUGAGGAGGAAACAUGAUGUUUCCAUCUGCCUCUAGUUUUUCUGUUUGGUGCACAUCCACUCUACAGCUUGGGCCCCUUUACAUCAGGCUUCUCAAAACAGGAGUGUUGAUUCAAACAGAUACCUUAGUGUGGCUAACUGGGGAACUAUUUUUCUUUCCUAUGUUUCCCAGAAAUUCCUGUUCACAUCUUUUAUGUGCUCUGGCAGAGUGGUCCUGUAAUCCUGGAUCCACACUCCUGUUCUGAGAAGCAAGUUCUUCACUUGCCCUUACUUAGACUCUGCCUCUGUUUUGAGUUUUUUCAUUAUGUUUUGGAAGGAGACCGUCUUGGCUAUUCUUUUUACAUUCUUAAUAAAUGUAAAGAAUUUAAAAGUC